This is a messenger RNA of Boeremia exigua, 1762 nucleotides long. RefSeq names its product PLC-like phosphodiesterase. Lineage: Eukaryota; Fungi; Ascomycota; Dothideomycetes; Pleosporales; Didymellaceae. The transcript has 2 exons. The coding region runs from base 423 to 1547 and encodes 374 amino acids. The record is from RefSeq and is a predicted model, not a curated record. Gene Ontology annotation, biological process: lipid metabolic process. Gene Ontology annotation, molecular function: phosphoric diester hydrolase activity.
ACCACAUCAAAACUUCGGAAAUUUGCUACCCGCGUAUAAUGUCGUAAGAUCCCACGUGGUGAGGCUUAUGCGGCAGUUAUCUUGAGAAAGCAGGCUCUGCGAGGUACUGGUAUCGAAGGCAUCAGUGCAAUGGCCAAUAGCAUGGCCGUUAGCGCGCAUGUGUUCACUAGCUUCCGAGGCAUGCGUGAACAGCUUCGCCCUUCCAGCUCUAGUACACGGAAUAGAAAGCAUGCUUGAACAAGGGUGGGAUCAUACAUAGGACGAGCCUCUUGCUGCUUGUUCGAGUGCUUCGUUGAGCGAUUUCAUCCUCCCCGCACGAUUCGAAUAAAACAGGCAGGAUGUUUGGUCAAUCGGUAUCCAUCAUCUUGCAAUGAAUUUGUGAUGGCAUGUCGAGCUGACUACACCAGGGUUUCACGAGCUACAUGCUCAUUGCACAGAGUGUUCUUGCCGCAAGCAAGGCGACCAACUCCGAUGUCCGAAUGAACCACAUUCAGGUCAUUGGAACACACAACUCCUACCAUCGCGAGGUCUCGCUUGCAGAACGUGCUGUUUUCGAGAAAUAUGUGCCUUCUCCGGAGGACUACUACUACUCGCACUCUACGCUACCCAACCAGCUAGAGCAUCAGGCGGUACGCUCGUUCGAGCUUGAUCUUCAUUCUGAUGAGAAAGGCGGUCUUUACUAUCCUCCAGUGAUCUGGACGCUUUCCAAUCUUACGAACGCCACCACUCCUUUUGAUGGAUCUGUGCUGCAAAAACCUGGUAUCAAGGUCUUCCACGUCACAGAUUUCGAUCCUGACUCUGUGUGCCACACUUUUAUCGACUGUCUAACGCAGCUCAAGACCUGGUCAGAUGCAAACAAGAACCAUGUUCCAAUCAUCAUCGAUCUCGAGCUCAAGACCGAUGCGCCAGCCUGCGUACUCGGCGGUGUCUGCCCCGGCGAAGCUACAAACUGGACGCUGCCGCGCCUUCUAAACGUCGACGCCGAGAUUCUGUCUGUGUUCCCUAAGAAGCAGCUCAUCCGUCCAGACGAUGUGCGUCAGGGUAACUUAACGCUUGAGCAGAGUGUUUUGCAGAAGGGUUGGCCUCUGCUUAGCGCUGCCCGCGGCCGCUUCAUGUUCUUCUUCGACAACGAUCCGAAGCCAACUGACCCCAAUUCUCCACGCGAACUGUACAAAUCUGGAGGCCACGAGUCUCUUCAAAACCGUACUGUCUUCACCAACUCGCUCGAAGGCUCGUCCGAUGGUGCGGUCAUCAAGUACAACGAGCCGCGCGGUAACAACACAGCUGAGAUUCAACGGCUCGUGAAGAAAGGCUACAUCGUGAGGACGAGGAGCGAUGUACCACUCGAUACUGUGCUGAACAAGACUACUGAGAUGCGCGACUCGGCGUUCGCAUCAGGAGCGCACAUCGUUAGCACGGAUUUUCCGUCUUGGGGCAUGAGUGCGAGGUGGGGUUGGGACUACGUUGCGCAGCUGAAGGAUGGAAGAGUUGCUAGGUGCAACCCUGUCAAUGCACCCAAGGGUUGCAAGGACAGCAAGCUUGAGUAGACUGUGGGCGUUCACGAUCAUGAUCCUCAAGUGGAUCAGCAGUGAUCCUCACGUACUUUGGUCAUUUGAGGCGCCUUGUAAUGUACAGCAUCGAAAACAUCUCGUGAAUUUUUUAGGCAACGGCUACGUUCGGCAGGGCGUUGACGGUUACUUGACCUGUCGUUCCUUGUAAUGACACGUAGCAUCCAACUUUCUCGUAUCUUACACUCCCGUAC